GUGAACAUUGUCCGUCGAAUACGAUACUGCAAUUCUUCCAGCGAGAGUUCUGCAAUCAUGGAACCCAGUGACCCGUCGGGACGACUGACCGUCGAGGAUCUCUCAGACUGCAGGAGCGAGAGCAGCCACUCGGAGACGCAGCUCAGAGCUUUUCAGGACUACGAACGCAUCAAGGAAUUGAAUCUGUCGGUGGACAAGUGCAAGGAGGACCCCCAGUUAGAGCCCAAGGACUUCCACCUGCGGUUGGAACCUGGCAGGACCUCCAUCCGUUUCGAGGAGUUCGAGAAUGCCAGCAGGAGUCUACCAAUGACGCUGAAUAAAGGAAAGGACUUCGGUUACAUUGCCAACACGUUGAACGAGUAUCCCCUGGACAGAUCGAACGACGACGAGUCCAUGGAAGCUGCCAGCCUCUGCAGGACCAAGAACCCGACGGCCAAGGACUUGCUGUUCAACCUCCGGGAAAACAGACACAAGAACGCUCAUGCUGGUCUGUCGUUGGACAGGUACAGCAAGGAUUUAAACUUCGCGGUUUCCGAAAAGGACAUCAAGGAUUUUAGCCUCCUGAAGAACUAUAGCCUCGAUCGAAUGAAGGAGUUCAAUCUCUCGCUGGACAGGAUGAGGGACGGUCACAUCGGCAAUUUUGCGUUGGAGAGACUGCGGGGAGGAGCGGGUCUGCUGGAGAAUCCUCCGAUUUUGGAUCAUGAGUUGAAGAACAUUCAGAUGCAGCCGAGGAAUCAGGAUUUGGAGGCUAUUGCUUUGGAACGGAUGCGACGAUCGCAUCUUCUGGGGACGGAACUCUCGGCACAGAAUUUGUCGACGCAGUUGUCGCAUCCACAUUCGAUCACUCAGAUGCAGCACUCGCAGCAGCAACAACAACAGCAGGCUAAGUCGUUUACCAUUGAUGCUAUUCUGGGGUUGAGGAAUAAUCCGAGGGAGAAACGGAAUCAGCAGCAGCAGUACAGGAAGCAUCAGGGUCAAGAAGGCAGCACAAAGAACGGCGGCUCGAGUUCGUGUUCCAGCGGCGGCGGUAAGCUGAAGAGGGUCCGUACGAUCUUCACAGCGGAGCAAUUAGAGCGGCUAGAAGGCGAGUUCGCUCGCCAGCAGUACAUGGUGGGCCCUGAAAGAUUGUACCUGGCACACGCUCUGAGGCUGACCGAGGCCCAGGUGAAGGUCUGGUUCCAGAACCGACGGAUCAAGUGGCGGAAACACCACCACGAGCAGCAGAGUCAACGAGUGCACGAGUUCCAGCGUACGUUGAACUCGUCGCUGGAACACGAGGACAGCAACGAGACCGACAAAUGGUGAAGAGCGACCGU
This is a messenger RNA of Megachile rotundata (alfalfa leafcutting bee), 1316 nucleotides long. RefSeq lists its product as uncharacterized. Gene Ontology annotation, cellular component: nucleus. Gene Ontology annotation, molecular function: DNA-binding transcription factor activity, RNA polymerase II-specific; RNA polymerase II cis-regulatory region sequence-specific DNA binding. Gene Ontology annotation, biological process: neuron differentiation; central nervous system development; regulation of transcription by RNA polymerase II. Lineage: Eukaryota; Metazoa; Arthropoda; Insecta; Hymenoptera; Megachilidae. The record is from RefSeq and is a predicted model, not a curated record.